CUGGAAGUCGGCAGAAACAACUUCUGAGACACAGCAGAACGAGCAAGGAAUACAACUCCAAAACGAUAUUCGGAUUAUACUUUGAACAGCACACUUGACUGGAUUUUAAUAUUUCCGAGCUCUUCCGGAACUUGUGGAUUACUAUUAUUUGAAGCAAAAUGACCCUGGAAGAAGUCGUUGGAUGCAACAUCACUGAUAAAAAAAUGGACACCGUGAGCCAAGCAUUGGAAGAGCUGCUGGUAGCAGCACAGAGACAGGACUGUCUUACAGUCGGCGUUUAUGAGUCUGCAAAACUAAUGAAUGUAGACCCAGAUUGUGUCGUGCUCUGCGUUCUGGCCACCGAUGAGGAGGACCAGGACGAUAUUGCGCUGCAGAUUCACUUCACGCUCCUUCAGGCGUUCUGCUGCGACAACGACAUCAACAUCCUGCGGGUGUCUGGGCUGAGACGCCUCGCACAGGUGCUCGGCGAGCCGACCACCGUGGAUAACAGCGAGCCAAGGGAUUUCCACUGCAUCCUUGUCACUAACUCUCAAUGCCAACCACUCAAAUGCCAGGCACUGAAGGACGUGGGCAACUACUGUGAAGAGAGCCGCUGCAAAAACCAAUGGAUUCCAUAUCUGUCCCUGCAAGAGCGCUGAACGAGUUGCGAUGCUUCUGAAGCAAUGAAGGAUGAAAGAGUCAUUCUCUGCGAAUGAAAGCAAAAGGGCUCUGCACCAGCCGCCGUUGACUGCUGCGUCAUGUGAAGGGGCUGUGAGAGAGAAAGUGGAGCUCUUGGAACUGUGCGCACGGACCGGUAGAUUCCACCCUGCAACCUCCAGCUUGUCGUGUCCUCCGUGGGGGAAAGAAGUGGUCGUUUUGGUAGCGGAGGAACAAGUUGUGGGAACAUGAACUGUGAAAGGCUGCCUGUCGGCGCAAGCUGUGCCAGAGCACUUGCACGCGGGCGGCGUGGGCGCGCGCGCGCGCCCCCGGCUUCAUAUGUGCAAUGGGUUGGAAAACGAUGAGUGUGCGUCACAAUCGCUGACUGCGGGACGAACAUUUUGAAAUGCUGAGUGAAUGAUCUGUGUAUGUGCCGGACUCUAGAAACUAUGAACUGCAGUAGCAUUGAUGCCAAGCUACAAAUGGACUGCAAUCGCUUCUGUUAGACUGCACUGGCAAGGACAGUGUUUGUGGAACAAAAUGAACUCUAUUGAGUUAUUGAGAAAUGCAUACUAUGAAUAGAUGUAAGUUAUUUCCAGUAAUUUAAAUAGAGUAAUAUAUGCAUUGCUAUUGUUGUCAAAUGCAAUAUUGUUUCAAUAAAUUAUUGACUGAGAAUUGUA
Labeo rohita (rohu) is the source of this 1316-nucleotide messenger RNA. It is a transcript of the gene gadd45ba, whose product is annotated as growth arrest and DNA-damage-inducible, beta a. The record is from RefSeq and is a predicted model, not a curated record. Gene Ontology annotation, cellular component: cytoplasm; nucleus. The coding region runs from base 159 to 638 and encodes 159 amino acids. The transcript has 4 exons. Gene Ontology annotation, biological process: regulation of cell cycle. Lineage: Eukaryota; Metazoa; Chordata; Actinopteri; Cypriniformes; Cyprinidae.